AUGCUCUGUUUCAAUAGCUUUGGUGAAGUGUACUCUCAUUUUCUCUUGGUUUUACAAGCAGUUGCACUAAUUGUGGAAGUACGCCUUCAACGAGUUGUCCCAUCGUUUGACUCAACUCAGCUCUUGCAAGCUCCAAAAGGACAUUAUGUGGAACUGAAUUUCACCUUGAAGACUUCAUAUCCAACACCAUGCAUUGAUGACAUGUACCUUGAGGUUCGCGAUGGAUAUAACGAGUCUUCUAAUCUUCUUGGUGUAUUUUGUGGGAGGAAUAUUUCUAGUACUGUGCGAUCCAGUGGACAGAACUUGUGGCUGAGAAAAUCAGAUAAAUUCAAUCACGAGUGGUUCCAUAACAAUUUCAGCGGUUCAUACAGUGACAAAACAGCUAAUACAACAGUCAAACCCAACCUUGAUAAAGUGGUCGAGACUCAGUUCGCUCUUUUCAAUCAUUCCUCAUCUCUUUGGUGUCCAGCACAAGGUGCACCGGCACCAGUCAUUGUUUGGAGAAAGAACGGCAUUCUGGCACAGAACAGUACAAGUGUACUAUAUCAGCUGAACAUUACUGGAGAAAACAAUGACAAUUACAGCUGUGAGGUGAACACGCAGGAUGGUUUUGACAAGAAACGAAUCCAUCUUCUCAUCGAGAGGUGUCCAGAUCCUUGCCGGUGUACCACGGCAGACGGAAUAAUGCGCGCAGUUACCCGCAUUGAAUGCAAAGGAAAACAUUUACAGUCUGUUCCACGUCGCUUGCCCUAUUCUACAGAGAAAUUGUAA
This is a messenger RNA of Pocillopora verrucosa, 771 nucleotides long. NCBI's taxonomy places the organism in Eukaryota, Metazoa, Cnidaria, Anthozoa, Scleractinia, Pocilloporidae. The record is from RefSeq and is a predicted model, not a curated record.